GCGGGCCCUACGUGCUGACGCUAAUUGUAUAUGAGCGCGAGCGGCGGGCUCUCGGGUCUUUUUUAGCGCCAUCUGCUCGCGGCGCCGCCUCCUGCUCCUCCCGCCGCCGCCCUGAGUCACUGCCUGCGCAGCUCCGACCGCCUGGCUCCCCGUGCUCGCCACCGAUAUUUGGAGUUCUUAACAACAUGGCAGACAUUGACAACAAAGAACAGUCUGAACUUGAUCAAGAUUUGGAUGAUGUUGAAGAAGUAGAAGAAGAAGAAACUGGUGAAGAAACAAAAAUCAAAGCGCGUCAGCUGACUGUUCAGAUGAUGCAAAAUCCUCAGAUUCUUGCAGCCCUUCAAGAAAGACUUGAUGGUCUGGUAGAAACACCAACAGGAUACAUUGAAAGUUUGCCUAGGGUAGUUAAAAGACGAGUGAAUGCUCUCAAAAAUCUUCAAGUUAAAUGUGCACAGAUAGAAGCCAAAUUCUAUGAGGAAGUUCAUGAUCUUGAAAGAAAGUAUGCUGUUCUCUAUCAGCCUCUGUUUGAUAAGCGAUUUGAGAUCAUUAAUGCAAUUUAUGAACCUACAGAAGAAGAAUGUGAAUGGAAACCAGAUGAGGAGGAUGAAAUUUCGGAGCUGAAAGAAAAAGCCAAGAUUGAAGAUGAGAAAAAAGAUGAAGAAAAAGAAGACCCCAAGGGAAUUCCUGAAUUCUGGUUAACUGUUUUUAAGAAUGUUGACUUGCUCAGUGAUAUGGUUCAGGAACAUGAUGAACCUAUUUUGAAGCACUUGAAAGAUAUUAAAGUGAAGUUCUCAGAUGCUGGCCAGCCCAUGAGUUUCGUCUUAGAAUUUCACUUUGAACCCAAUGAAUAUUUCACAAAUGAAGUGUUGACAAAGACAUAUAGGAUGAGGUCAGAACCAGAUGAUUCUGAUCCCUUUUCUUUCGAUGGACCAGAAAUUAUGGGUUGUACAGGGUGCCAGAUAGAUUGGAAAAAAGGAAAGAAUGUCACUUUGAAAACCAUUAAGAAGAAGCAGAAACACAAGGGACGUGGGACAGUUCGUACUGUGACCAAAACAGUUUCCAAUGACUCUUUCUUUAAUUUUUUUGCCCCUCCUGAAGUUCCUGAGAGCGGAGAUCUGGAUGAUGAUGCUGAAGCUAUCCUUGCUGCAGACUUUGAAAUUGGUCACUUUUUACGUGAGCGUAUAAUCCCAAGAUCAGUGUUAUACUUUACUGGAGAAGCUAUUGAAGAUGAUGAUGAUGAUGUGAGUGAAUCUGAAUCCUGCGCUGAGAUCAUUUGUAUGAUGAAGAAGGUGAAGAAGCAGAUGAGGAAGGGGAAGAAGAAGGAGAUGAGGAAAAUGAUCCAGACUAUGACUCAAAGAAGGAUCAAAACCCAGCAGAGUGCAAGCAGCAGUGAAGCAGGAUGGUCUACCUUCUGCUUCCCUGGAAAGGAUGAAUUUACAUCAUUUGACAAGCCUAUUUCAAGUUUUUUGUUAUUGUUUGUUUGCUUGUUUUUGUUUUUGCAGCCUAAAAUAAAAAUGUCAAAUAUAAUUUUAGUUCUCACAAGAUAAUGUCUUAAUUUUGUACUAAUUCAGGUAGAAGCUGAGGCCUAGCUUGAAUUAAGCAUUGUUACCCAGUUUACCAUAUUAUGGAAGAGAAGUGUGUCAGCGUUGGGAGAGGUACUACAUCGGCUAAUUAAGAAAGUAUAAAAAAGGAAGGCAAAGUGAUGUAAUGUUUUUUUAAGAGAAAGAUUAAAAGGUUAAUCUUUUAUUUCCUUUGAUUAGAGCUAGAGAGAAGGCCCCAAGCCUCUAUGGUUAAUUCUGAUUCUUACUGCUUUUAAAGUAUGAGUAUGUCAUUUACCCAUGCUUCUGUUUACUAUGUAUUAAAAUGGGUAGUACUGUUUACCUAACUACCUCACGGAUAUGUUAAGGCAUAUUAAGUUAAAUUUUAUGAAAUGUUUCUUGAUCUCAUUAAAAGCUCAAAAAUUUGGACCUAUUUGUAUCACAAGAAUGAUAGCCAGCAUUUUAUUCAUACCAGAGCUUGAUAGUUCAACUGGAAAACAAAGGUUUCAGUACCUCUAUUCUGGAUCUGGUCAGACAACCUCUUGCAGAUCUUUGUGUGGCUCCUAUCUUAAUAGACGCUGAUAGAUGAAGCAACUUUUUGUAAAGGUCCAAGGAUUGUUUUUAGGUGUUUUAGUUAUGACCAUAUUGUAGUAUAAACUACAGAGAUCAUGGGAUUAACAUAGGAAGAAGACCAUUUUUAGUGGGGGGAAAUGCCAUUAAAUUUGAGACUGUAGAGCCACAUUUAAAAUACCUCAGGCUAAUUACUGUUAAUUUUUUGUGAUGAGCUUAAAAGCUUUGACUCGGUGAGGGUAGACUAAAUGGAUUAUAAUUAGAAGAUGGCCUAGAGUUCCUGCUCUUAAUAAAAUUACAUUAAGUUUGUUCUUAGAAGUGAUAGAGCUUCCUUUUUGAAAAUUUAGUAUUAAGAUCUUGGAAUGUGAACACAUCUUGUUAUUUGUAUAGUACUAUUCAUUCCUCUCCUGAGAUUUCAAUUAACUACUGGAAAUCCUUAACCAGUUGCGGUAGUGUGUAGGAAAAAAAUGCCAUGAAAACACCUUGUUUUUCCUCUUAUUUUCAAAAUGCUUUUGUUUGCUUUGAUUAGAUAUUCUUUGCUGAUUCUUGUUUUUGUACCCAUAGCUCAUUUGCUCACAGCCUUUUCUGAACUCAAAAAUUUUAAAGAUAGAAUCCCAUUUUUAAUGAACUUAAGCAGCAGAAUCAAUAUUUUUUUUUCCAUUCCUUUAGGUAAUAGCUAUUGCCAAAGUGAAGGGACAGAUACUAUUUCAUCUUGUUACAUAAAGGGGAUGUGGUUUGCAGAGGAAUUGUUUUCUUAAUAAAUUUGGCAUUGCAGUGUUCAUCUAUGCCAUCUCUCCAGUUCCAAAAUGGUUCUAUUCCAUUUUCGAAAUUUGAAAUAUGUAAUUUGAAAUCCUUAAUAAAAUUUGCAUUUAAUUUUAUAAAAUGUA
Mustela lutreola (European mink) is the source of this 2995-nucleotide messenger RNA. It is a transcript of the gene NAP1L1, whose product is annotated as nucleosome assembly protein 1 like 1. Lineage: Eukaryota; Metazoa; Chordata; Mammalia; Carnivora; Mustelidae. The transcript has 16 exons. Gene Ontology annotation, biological process: nucleosome assembly. The coding region runs from base 186 to 1547 and encodes 453 amino acids. Gene Ontology annotation, molecular function: chromatin binding; histone binding. Gene Ontology annotation, cellular component: nucleus; chromatin. The record is from RefSeq and is a predicted model, not a curated record.